Scedosporium apiospermum is the source of this 558-nucleotide messenger RNA. RefSeq names its product N-acetyltransferase ats1. The transcript has 2 exons. Gene Ontology annotation, biological process: protein acetylation. The record is from RefSeq and is a predicted model, not a curated record. Gene Ontology annotation, molecular function: N-acetyltransferase activity. The coding region runs from base 1 to 558 and encodes 185 amino acids. Lineage: Eukaryota; Fungi; Ascomycota; Sordariomycetes; Microascales; Microascaceae.
AUGGAAUCCGCAGGAGAACCAUACACGGCCCAUGCCCGGCGCGAAGACGUCGGUAUAAUCCUCAGCCUCAUUCAAGAACUCGCCGACUACGAGCACGAGUCCGACAGCGUCCUCGCCACCGAAGAGACGCUCCUCAACACCAUCGCCUGGGCGCCAUCGGGCGAAGUUACCAAGGGCCAGUCGACGGCAAUCCUGCCCGAGACGGAGCCGGUGACCCCCGCGCGGCCGGCGAGAUGCAUCCUCGUGUACAGCCCCGAGGGCGUCGCCAUGGGCAUGGCGUUGUAUUUCUACAACUACAGCACGUGGAGGUCGAAACCAGGCAUUUACCUCGAGGACCUGUAUGUGAGGCUGUCGGAGAGGAAGAAGGGGUAUGGAUCGAUUCUGCUCAAGCGCUUGGCGAAGGAGGUCGUGGCUAUGAACGGAGGGAGGUUGGAGUGGAGCGUCCUCAAGUGGAACGAGCCUAGCAUCAAGUUUUAUGAGUCGAUUGGGGCUAAGAGGAUGGAUGAAUGGGUUGGUAUGCGAGUGGACGGAGAUGCGCUGGUCAAGUUGGCGGAAUAG